GGUAAAGAUGACUUGUAUGUAUAAUAUCAUCUUCUUCAGAAUGAGAAACCCACCAAGCCAGUCAGCCUCUUUGCACAGCAGUUCUCUGCAGUGUCUCCAACAGUGUUUGGACUUCCAGAACAGAACCAGGAGGUAGCUACAGAAAAGAUGGAGACAGACCAAGGCAAUGCACAAACCAUUAUGUUUGGAGACACCAGCACCAUUGUGGAGGGAUCGGGACUCUCCCACGAUAGAAGAGCUGUAGAGACAGAAGUACAUCAGAUUCACCAGGAGAACGUAGCUCGCCUGUCCACCAUGACAGAGGAACAGAUUCAACAGGAGAGGGAUAAACUACUGCAGACCCUCGAUCCCAGUCUCAUCCAGUUUCUGGCUUCCAAGAAAAAGCACCAGUCAACAGGAGAGACACAACACACCAGUAAUGAGAGCCCCCUGACUGCCCCUGUUGGUACUGCAGAGCAGGCACAAGUCCCUGCUGCAGGUGUGUCUGCUGUGUCCAGUCUGAGUGAGGAGGACAGACUCAGGAGUAUGGUCAGUGAGCAGGACAACUCUGAGGAUGUGUUACUAGCUGAGAUGGACACAGGGGUUCCAUUACAAGAACAAGUGCCCAUCCAGUCCUCCAAAGACUGGUUGAACAUGGAUGUAGUGGAGCAUGAGAAGUUGGAGUGGAUGAAGGACCUCCCUGCUGCUAAACCUGGGGACAACAAGGGCAAGGUUGCCAGGUUUGACCUUGAAGGUCAGCUGAUGUCCAGGGACAAGGACGUCCCCACCCACCUGGGUCUGCAUCACCAUGGAGAUGAACCCGAGGUGGCAGGUUACACCCUGGAGGAGCUGUUCAUGUUGUCCCGCAGUCGGCUCCCCCAGCAGAGGGCACUGGCACUGCAGGUGCUGGCCAGGAUUGUAGCCAGGGCGAGGAAUGGUGAGUUUGCCGUGGCGCUGAGUGGUCCCCUGUUACCCAUGAUGCUGGAGUCUGGGAUGGUGUUUGUCGUACGCUUCAGUCUGGAUGAAAACACCCCCAGUCUGGUGGCCACGGCCGUGGAAGCCUUGCACAGCCUGCUGGUCUUACCUGGGGACGAGGUAAGUCUGCAGAAGCAUUCAAUCUGUGGAUCGGAGUUGUGUGCAGACCAUGUGUACAGUUGGUACCGAGGGAGUGAGUUCCCUGCCCUGUGUUCUAUGAGAAAUCCUGAGGAGGAGGGGGAGGAGAAGGGUCGGGAGAAGACUGACCAAGAGCUGGCCAAGGAGGACGUCAUCAAGGGUCUCCUGCGGAUGACGUUACUGCCCAGACUACGUUACAUCCUGGAGGUGCUGAGACCAGACGGCCCUGUGGUCAUCCACAUUGUAGAGAUCCUCAUCCGGGUGGCCAGGCAUUCUCUACAGGCCGCCUACCAGGUCCUUCGCUGUCCCCACUUAAUGGAAACAGUUUUUACAGAAUUUCUGCCACUAUCUUGGGCAGACAAAGUGUCAAGUGCAGACAAGUCAGAGGCGCACGGCCGUCCCCUCCCACAGGCCAUGAAGCUGAUGAGGGUGUUGUGUACGGCAGGGAGGAACAUCACUGCAAUCCUGAUUUCCAAGCAUUCCCUGAUGGAAAGAAUAAUGAGAUAUACUGCAGAGCACCCAAGUGAUCUUGAGUUAGACCAGCUGGAGGCCUACAGUCUGGCUGUGGAAUCCCUGCGUACCUGGGCAACGUGUGCUGUCUAUGGGCUGGGCUGUGAGGCUUUUAGGGAACUGUACCCGGUGGUUGUGCAGACCCUACAGAGACUGUUUGGUACCCUGUCCUGUGUGGGGAGCCGUGCUGACCCACAAGCCUUCCAGGCUGCAGGACUCUUCAGCCUGAUAGAGGGCGCCACCCACACUGCUGGGGUAGCCACAGAACUAUCAGCAAGAUUGGCUAAUGUUGGAGAGAGAGAAGGUAACCAUGACAACCUGCCUGCCCCGCCCAUCAACUGGAGCCAUGUGAUUGGCCUGCUGCCUGCAGUACAGCUGUGUGUGAAGAAAUGGGUAACACAGGCUGUCUCUCACACAGGGGAACCACAGGAAGUAAACUCUUCACUUGUUGCAAGCUGUCUGCAUUACCUGGCCUCCUACCUGUGCAAGCUGGUACUGCAGCCUUCCCAUGAUGCAGUGGGGACCCUGCAGUACCUGGAGGAGCUGAUGUCCGAGGUUCUGCUGCCACUCAUCAACUCUGCUUACUUCAUAACACAGCUGCAGAAAAUCAGGACAUUUUCCCCGACCUGCCAGCACUGUGGCACAGCUGGUCCCAGACAGGACAGCCCGGCGCUGCCCGACCUGGGGUGCAGGAAGGCUGUCAGCGGACAGCAGCCGUGGCUGUGUGUACACGAACACUCCCCGUACAGCAUGGUGACAGCAGUGUACAGACUAGCUGUACAGGCUGUCAGCUUACACAAGGGGCUGGCCGACAAGCUCUCCUCCCUGGUGACACAGCAGCACGUUGUGGCCUUCUUGUCCAGCUGGCAGUCACAGUCAGACAGCGCCUCCUACUGGCUGAGGUUUGAACACCACCUGCUGUACCACAUGGUCAAGCUAUUCACACAACUGGUUCCCUCAGUCCCCUCAUGUCAUCCCCACACAGUCCUGUAUCACCAGUCCGCACUGACACUCCUCAGGAGACUGUUACCAGGAGACGAGCACUACAUCCACGACCUCAUGUCUACUGUCAUCUUCCAGCCAAGCUUCUUCUUGUAAGCAGGAUGUGAAACUUCAGUG
Molecule: messenger RNA, 2721 nt
Organism: Branchiostoma floridae (Florida lancelet)
Lineage: Eukaryota; Metazoa; Chordata; Leptocardii; Amphioxiformes; Branchiostomatidae
Product: RNA polymerase II-associated protein 1-like
Exons: 21
Coding region: 148-2700 (850 amino acids)
Biological process (GO): transcription by RNA polymerase II
Cellular component (GO): nucleus
Source: RefSeq, a predicted model, not a curated record